Lagopus leucura (white-tailed ptarmigan) is the source of this 1080-nucleotide messenger RNA. It is a transcript of the gene SHISA8, whose product is annotated as shisa family member 8. NCBI's taxonomy places the organism in Eukaryota, Metazoa, Chordata, Aves, Galliformes, Phasianidae. The record is from RefSeq and is a predicted model, not a curated record. Gene Ontology annotation, biological process: regulation of AMPA receptor activity; regulation of short-term neuronal synaptic plasticity. Gene Ontology annotation, cellular component: dendritic spine membrane; postsynaptic membrane; AMPA glutamate receptor complex.
AUGGCCCCCCGGAGCCGCGGGCGGAUGGAGCGGAGCUACGUGGUGGGCAUCUGCUGCCUGGUGCUGCUAGAGCGGAGCUGGGGCGCCGAGCCCGGCACUGGGGACGGCGGUAACAGCAGCCGGGCACCGGCGGUGGAGGACACAGCCCCCGCGCCCACUGAGCCCACCCCAGGAGGGGACCGUUGCCGCGGGUAUUACGACGUGAUGGGGCAGUGGGACCCGCCAUUCAACUGCAACGCCGGCAUCUACCAGUACUGCUGUGGGACCUGCGGGUACCGCUUCUGCUGCCAGUUCAAGGCCAGGCGGCUGGAUCAGAGCGGCUGCUCCAACUACGACACCCCCAACUGGGUGAACACGGGGCAGCCGCCCGCCCGUGUGGAUGAGAGCCCCGAGGGCCCCACCCGUGACAAGACCAACAUGAUCGUCUACAUCAUCUGCGGCGUGGUGGCCAUCAUGGUGCUGGUGGGCAUCUUCACCAAGCUGGGCCUGGAGAAGGCACAAGGCCCCCAGACUGAGAUGACGGUCUCCAGGACGCUCACCGACCUGCUGAAGCAGCCGGGCCACGGCCCCUCUGAACACAUCGAUGGCCUGAUGGGCAGCAUGCAGGUGCAGCUGGGUGAGGGGCUGCCCCGGGGACCCCCAAGGAACAGCACAGACAAGUUGCCCCUGAACAACGCGGUGGACAGCACUGGUGUCACCUCACUGGGGCGGCCUCACGGCCACAGCAAGCGCCCACUGCUGGGCAGCAGCCUGAGCCCACCAGCCCCCAACUACACUGCGUACAGCACACUCACAGCUGGAGAGAGCAUUCCUGAGGACUUCUACAUGCGUUUUGGGGAGCCAGAGGUGCCCCCCCCCAGCACUCUGCCCUUCCCAACCACCGAGGGGCCCGAGGGCUGCCCCCCACCAGGGGUCACCAAGGCCAAGGGCCUCCCCAAAGCGCCAGGGGGCUCUGCCUUCCCAGGGGGCUGGGAGGGAGGCCUCCCCCGGGGCCUACGCCGGCCUGGGCCCACGGCACCGCUGUACGGCCAGGCUCACCGGCACCUGGCCACCAACAGCAAGACUGAGGUCACCGUCUGA